CGAUCCGAGAAGUCACUCGUUCGUCUUUCGCAAGCCACGAGCAAGUGAGAGACCCCCCUCGGAACGAUUCAUGUUCUACUAUUAUUCCAGUCGUAUAUUUUCGUUCAUUCUGUUCAUCACCGUCCUCGUCGUUCUUGGGCAUUUGUUCGCGUCGAUCCGGACCUGCUCGGCGUAACCACAUCUAGAGAUCGUCAGUGGGAGUCAAGUGAGAGGCCAUGGAUCUCCGUUUCUUGCUGCCUCGAGAAUCUCAACUGCAAAGGGAGACACCCAACCCUCCGUCAUGCUUACUCCCCACGCGAUCGGACGCGGGUUACGGUUCUGCUUUUGAGCCCCCUGAGAAGCUCUUCCGAAAUCCCCUUUCUAGGGCAUCGAUAUACGGCCUCCUCCCUCUGUUGGAUGGUAAUCGAUCCUCCGAGCGUAUACAGUCGUCUGAGAACGAGGACGAUUCCAAUGUAUUCCUACGCCUGGAUGCCGACGGUCUGCCAAGGGAGCCAGUAACCCUUUCCAGAUCCACUUCCAGCUCUCGGCCGACACUUCCCAAAAGCUUUUCUCCUGGGAGUGGCACAAAACACUCACGUCGUCAUAAGUCCGAUGCUGGGCUAAUAAGCUUGAGAAAGAACCCUCUGCGGCUCCCAGACCGAUUCGUUCCUUUUCGCGACCACGCUACUCUGACCACCGAUAUAUUCCGAACCAGUAAGCCCGUGGAUCAACUGACGCCUCCUGAGAAACUGCUUCGAAAUGGGGACGCGACACCAGACGCAUUUGACUCCGGUCGAAGUCGAGCCAACCAGAUAGCUUUCAAUUUCCGAGUCCUGUCGAGGUCAGACCCCGGGGUUCGGAGUGGAGGGUCAAUUCUUAGCCCCAUUUCUCGCAAUGUAAUAGGGUUCACAGAGAGACAGGUCAGCGCCGGCGCAGUCUGGGCAGUGGGUGGCGUCGCCCCGAGCGAGACAGCUGCUAAUAGCGGGCGGGAUCAAUUGGUUCAAAGGGGCAUGAACGCUAGACUCUUCAGCGCCUCCUUGCCGCCUCGUCACAAGGGGAAAGCUGACUCGGAGAAGCACGAGGCUCGCCUCGCAUCCGCCCUCCAACUCGAUCGGGUGCAAAGAGUUCUCGAGUUCAGCCCGCCUUCGAACUCCAGUAGCCGCUCCUGUAGGAAGCCAAGAGCUUCUUUAGCACGGCUCAAGACAUUUUGGGAUGGAACCCAAUGGGUCAACCCAGUCUCUCACCGACCAAGUGUUUUGAAGACCAGGAGGAUAUCAGCUACUCCAUUCAGAGUCCUCGACGCCCCAGAUCUGCGAGACGAUUUUUAUUGCUCCUUGCUUGCCUACUCGCCAAACAGUCACAUACUUGCGGUCGGCUUGGGCAACAAGGUUCACGGAUGGUCGCUAGAGAGAGGGGGUGCGCUAUUGGAUGCUGGAGGGAAUGACAACGCUUGGUUGACAUCGAUCGCUUUCUCGUCGACCCAGGGUUGCAAAUGCAUCCUUGCCAUUGGAAGGUCGAACUGUAAACUGACAUUUCUGUCGAUAUAUGACAGCAACAGACCUGCGCCCCAAGACGGAGUGGUGCCGCGAAUCGAAAUUCGCCAGCCAGCCCCUAUUUCUUCUCUCAGCUGGAAGCCGACCUGCACCGUACGCACCUCUCGAAAUCCCUUCAAUUCUGAUCCAUCGCUAGUAAAGACAGAGGAACUGCUCGCGGGGGACAACACGGGCCGAGUAUGGUAUUACUAUGUGGAAUGGCCGGAAAGUUGGGAGUGCGAGAGGGACAACUGGCGCGGGGAGGUUGUCCUCUUGGCUGUCAUCAGGCUUCAUACCCAGCAGAUCUGUGGUCUUGCUUGGUCUCCGACUGGCCACCAAUUUGUAACGGGCGCAAAUGAUAAUCUGUGUUGUCUGGUCGACGCCUCCAAGAUCAUGGACCGCUGGGACCAAGCGUUACGCGACUUGAGUCUCACUGCCGAAGUUACAGAGGAUGGCAACCGCUCUGAGGCCGGUUCUUCUCGCACGCCAAUGACGCUUCCACGGGCCGUGGAGUUGAGGCCCGGCGAUGAAACCCACUUGUGGCCGCAUGAAGCUGCUGUGAAGGCAAUUGCCUUCUGCCCCUGGCAAGAAGGACUGGUGGCUACUGGAGGAGGGUUUGGAGACAAGAGCAUCCACUUCUUCCACGCAACUUCCGGCACCCUCCUGGCUACCAUCGCUGUCGCGGCACAGGUAACCAGCCUCAUCUGGUCUACCACGCGACGCGAGAUCGUAGCAACACUCGGGUACGCUGAACCGGAGCACAAGUAUCGUAUUGCCGUUUUCUCCUGGCCAGAGUGCCAACUGGUUGCCGCCGUUCAAUGGGAACAAGGACAUCGUGCCCUCCACGCAAUUGCUUAUCCUAACGAACCCAAAGGUCUCUGUGGCAUCCCCAAUUCGGGGAAGGUGAGAAGUCAGAAUCAAGCCACAACGAAUGGCUGUAUUGUCAUUCUAGCAAGCGAUAAUACCGUCAACUUCCACGAAGUAUGGUCGUCAAACCAGAAGUCGACCGUCGGUGGGACUAGCAUGCUCGGCGGUAGUGAUAUUCUGGAGGCUCUUGAGGGAAUCGACAAGGAAGGCGACGUCAUCCGCUAAGGAAAUGUCAAGGGGUCACCCACCAGGCGCCAAACCAUGGCUCAUGUGGAGAGGGUAUCUCCGGGAGAGACGCCUUCCAUGCGAGGGCUGCUUGGCUAAAGGAGCAGGCAGGGGCGUGGAUCAGAUGUUGACAGAAUGGGGUUGACAUUGAACCUGCUACAAACGAGAACCACGGGGCUGAGGCGCUAUUAGAAAUAGAAUUUUGAUAUCCUUCCAUUAGUAUUAGCCACCAAACCUUGAAAAAUCCG
Molecule: messenger RNA, 2851 nt
Organism: Phialemonium atrogriseum
Lineage: Eukaryota; Fungi; Ascomycota; Sordariomycetes; Cephalothecales; Cephalothecaceae
Product: WD40 repeat-like protein
Exons: 4
Coding region: 216-2603 (795 amino acids)
Biological process (GO): anaphase-promoting complex-dependent catabolic process; positive regulation of ubiquitin protein ligase activity; positive regulation of anaphase-promoting complex-dependent catabolic process
Cellular component (GO): anaphase-promoting complex
Molecular function (GO): anaphase-promoting complex binding; protein binding; ubiquitin ligase activator activity
Source: RefSeq, a predicted model, not a curated record